This is a messenger RNA of Symbiodinium sp. CCMP2592, 5238 nucleotides long. Lineage: Eukaryota; Dinophyceae; Suessiales; Symbiodiniaceae. The record is from the annotation of a GenBank genome assembly.
AUGAAUCAGCCACGUGGGGCGAUGCCGGAAGUGGUGUCUGAAUGGAAGUUGGUGGUUUAUGUCCUUCUGCCACCGCAGGUCGAGGAUCCGUUUGGCGGAAAUGCAAAACUUGAAUGGAGCCUCAGUUUUGCGAGUGGGCAUCCCAUGGGAUCCUACCAAGGCAGGAAGAACUACAUCGAGAAGUGGGCCAGACGAGCCAAAGAAUUGGAACCAGAGGAAACCAAGCUGAAGGAAAUCGAUCAGCUGUUGUGGGAUAAGACGAUGGAAGAGGUACAGAGUGGAUACCUCUCGGGAGAUAAGCUGCGACCUAUUGACAACUACUCAUCGAGUUUGAUCAACGAAGCCUCUCGGCUCAAUCCUGUUUCUGCUGCGAGUGGUGGGUGGGGAGCAGCGCUCAUGAUGAAGAAGACGUUUCGACCAGUGCUGCGUCGGGAUGGCUUUGCUCGCUACCGUGGUCGUAUCAUGCAGGCUCACGAGCUUCAAGCCCAGUAUCGCCCAGCGGCGCAGCAGACUCCUUCAGCAAAGCCAACCACAUCCGGUGCAAGCUCCCAGGCAUCAGCGGCGAUCAAGCUUUUGACUUGGAACUGCGGCGGAUUUUCCACAUGCAAGGACGAAUUUUACACAUGGCUCAAAACAUGUUCAUGUGACGCGGUCUGCUUGCAGGAGACUUGGAUGAGGGAAAGCUCGGAGUUUGUUGCGGGCGAGUGGACAUGUGUCCAAAGCGGCGUGGGCACUUCGGUGUCCAGAGCACAGGCAGGAGUCAUGAUCAUGCUCAAGAGGUCGGUCUUUGACAGCGGCACCAUUCGCUACAAUCACGUAGUUGCAGGCAGAGUUCUCCAUGUUCGGGCGCAGAGCAAACACGGCUGGGUGGACAUCGUAGGCACCUACAUGCAUGCAGGGGGGAGUAGAGAGAGCGACACCGAGAUCGUGAAGAAACGCUCAAAGGUGUGGACGGCACUACGCACCACCCUUGGUCAGAUUCCUCGAGGCAGCCAGCUGCUUCUCUGUGGCGACUUUAACACGAUCACCAAGCCCACCCCUCCUUGCAUAGGUGCAGGCACUUGCGAUGGCGAGAAGGAGGCCUCCCUGGACUCAGACGACAUGCUGGGCAUCUUGCAGGACUUUGGGUUGCAGGCUGUGAACACUUUCGGCAAGCAUGGUAGCUACACCCAUGUUCUUGAACAGCGCGGUAAGCAGUACCGAUCCUUCCUGGACUAUGUGAUGGUCAGACGGCGAGGUGCUACACUCAGGACAGCCUCUCGCAUCAUUGGUGACUGUCCAGUGGCUCGCUGGCGUGGAGGUGGACGGCAUCUACCUGUGGCAGUCACUUUGCACUUCAGGCGUUUUCAGUUCGUAAAGCCCCGGCCUCAACCAUCCUGGCCACAAUGGAAGUGUACCUUGCUCACUGCCAGGAUUGCUCAGAAUGGUCCGGAUGUGCAGGCCUUCCAGGCACAGGUCGAACAUGAGCUGAACCAAGUUUCUGUUUACACACCGGAGCAAGUGAACAGCAUCAUCCUGAAGGCCGGCCAGCAAAAUUUUUCCAUCGAGCGCCAAAGCAGUUUGCGGCCGCCCUGGGUCUUCGUGCGUGCUUUCGUGCUUGGAGGUGCCAUUUUCGCUUUCAGCAAAUGCAUAAAAUUGUGGCCCGCAACAGCCGACUUCUCCGGCGGUACCGUUUCAACGAACUUCUUCGUCGGGCCGAGGCUGCUGAUUACCUCAACCGUGUGGAUCAACUUUUCCUUCUUGUUGCGCAGGCAUGCCCCCAAGCAGCCCCGAACACGAGCACAGCUUCGGUCGAGCACGGGUGCGCUGCUAAUGCCACACGCCGAGGCUAAGGCCCUAGCCACGUAUUGGAAGGAGGUUACCACCGCAUCUGUCCCGAGCCAGGCACCGGAACCGCUACCUUUUGACAUUCAGCAGGAGGCGAUUCAGUCUGCCCUUGAGGCACUACCGGCCAACAAAGCCGCGCCCGCCCACUAUGCACCACAUGUUCUAUGGAGUUGUGCUGCACCCUCUGUGGCACGAGUACUAGAGCGAGGGUUGAUGCAGACAUGGAGACAGGCAGCGGCCACGGUUCCGGUCGCAUGGGCCGAUGCAUGGCUUACUUUUCUUCAGAAGCCCAACAAGGCAGGGAAUGCCCCUCAGCAUCUCCGUCCAAUUGCUCUUCUAGAUCCGGUCGGAAAGGCGGUUACGGGAAUCCUUCGCGAUCAGCUCGACACUUACAUCAUCCCACACAUGGUGGAGCAGCAUCAGUAUGGUUUUCUUCCUCACAGGUCAGUGCAACAGGCCUUGGGACAUGCUUUCAUGCAUUGCCGAACUGUUCGUAGCAUUUGCCAAGCUCAACAACGCUCCUUGUACGAGCAGAAGGCCGGGAACAAGUCGCUGGGAUUGGCAGGGGGAAUGAUCUUAAGUAUCGAUCUGACCCAGGCCUUUGACAGGGUCGACCGGGGAUUACUGGAGGCCUCUUUGAUUCACAUCGGCGUCCCGGCUGAGCUUCGCCAUUUGCUUCUUCAGUGGGUUCAUGCUGCCCAUUAUGUUGUGCAACGUGAAGGUCACACUCAGCGCUUCGGCACAACGCAAGGAAUCAGGCAGGGUUGCCGACUUUCGCCGUCAUUGUGGAACUGUGUGGUCAUCUACCUUACCCAUCUCCGAGAGCAAAAAUUUGGCUCCGAUUGGUGCAGGCAACACCUGGUGGGAUAUGCCGACGACAACCUCUUCAAGUGGACUUUCCGUGCCAAGGCCGAGGUUACUCAGGCCAUUGCCGAAGCAGGGGACAUUGUUGCUCUAUUUGAGGGCCACGGGCUACAAGUGAGCAAAGACAAGACAGCCAUCCUUCUUCGACUGGCCGGCUCCCAAGCAGCGGCCCUGCGCAGCAAAAUCACCACGAAGGUGGAAGGCAAGUGUCACCUGAUGUUGGGCCCGGACCUCACCCUGCCCGUCAAGUCUCAACACGUCUACCUCGGCGCCAUUAUUUCUUUUGCCAGGUUUGAAGAAUACACAGCAGCCCACAGACGCCAGGCUGGAAUCGCCACAUACCAUCGCCUACGACAACAUCUGCACUCUAAGCGUGCCUGGCCCCUACAUAAAAGAAUCCGCCUAUGGAAAGCCUACAUCUUGCCAACAGUCUUCUACGCGUUGACGGCUUCGGGUCUCACAGCCAAGAGUGCAUCCAUGAUCAGGGUCGAAUUGGUCAAGCAGCUCAGGGCCAUCGCGGGAAGCCCACGCCAUCUUACCCUGGAGCCCGACGCCCAAUUUCUUGAAGGGCUAGGCCUGGAGUCUCCGUUGCAGCUACUGGUGCGCAGGCAGGUCCGAGUCUUGGAAAAGACCCGCGAGCUCCAAGGCAAACUCCCGCCACACGAUGUCAGACUCGACCCGGCACUGUUUGCACAUGAGGAAAGCAUUCUCCAGCAGUUCCAGAACUUUGUUCAGCCGGACUCAACAACGGGUGCUGCUGCUGACCUGCCCUGCCCUGACUGUGGCAAAUGCUUUCCAACUGCAGCGUCCCUACGCCAGCACCGUGCCAGUGCACACAGGCGAGGAGAGGACAAACCGAGUGGUGAACGUUUUGACCGGCUGCUUCACGGCAAGGACGGCCUCCCGCAAUGCAUCAAUUGCGGGCACAAAUUCCGAUUAUGGGAGGAGCUACAGCGGCAUGUCGAGCUUGGCCGUUGCCAGGCUACAGCAAAAGCUGAGUAUGAGGACGUCCACCCCCCGUUGCUAGCCAAAGUCCUAGAGGAUGAAAUUGCUUUCCCGGAGGUCUUCCAUCAGCUACCGCCCCCGGACCUCAAGACCGAGCUCAACGAGAGGUGUGCACUGUGCCGAACCUGGCUCCCCAAUGAAAACUACAUGAAGGUUCAUUAUGGACGUGUGCAUCGUGACGAGUGGCAGGCGCAUAGUGGUCGUGUCCGCGUAUGGUGCAUGAACAACCUCCCGCCCAUUAAGGGCAUAUGCCGAUGGUGUGGACACAAGGACCAAUCAGGCAGGGAUCAUCGUGCCACAUGCCCGGCUUUAUUUCAGCUGGCCAUGACUUGGUUCGUGAAUGGAGGUCCACCCGAGGCCGCCGAUGUGACCGACUUGGUUUGUCUUGCAGAUAUUUCCAAGCAGCGCUUCAAAACACACAUGCAGCGACAUCACGGCGAGCUUUGGCGCAAUAUGCAACCUCGUGUGCAGCUCUUGUGUGCAGAGUGGACGGGCUCGAUCACCAUUCCCUGCAUGAUGGACACCGAGAUUCAGGAUGUGUUCGCCGGCUGCCUGCCGGCUCUGGCGAAGCUCAGCGCGGUGAACUUUCAGGACCCGUUGGAGAUCGAGGCAACGGGGGACCAGGAAAUGCCCAACCGAGGCAAGAGGUCACGACAGGAGCCCGAGAUGAACAAGGACAAGCAGCCUCCGAAGGGGGGCAAAGGCAAGGGCGGACGUCGCGACAACGACGGCCGAGGCCGGGGACACAACAGCUGGGGCAGCUGGGACUACAACCACGGCUGGGAUGCCAACGGCUGGGAUGCCAACAACUGGGGUGCUCCACACAGGCAUCCGCGGCCGAACAUGGAGCAGCUGGUGGAAGCCUUGUGCAGGCUGACCUUGAAACAGGAGGAGGAGCUGCAACUUAUCCGCACCGAAAAGCAAUUCCUGUUGCAUCUAGAGUCAGGGACACAUGGUCUCCUGGCUCCGCUGUGGCAGGUGGCGCAGGCUUGGAAGACGGGACGGGACAAAACCCCGCCGACGGUUACCAGUUCACUUCGGGUCGCCUUAAUCAAAAGUCUGCUUGCGGAAUGGGUCACCCGCCUCGACAUGAUGACCAAGGACGAGGCUACAAUCAAAAAGAUGGAGGCCCAGGGGUGGGUCAAAGUGCAGGGCGAGAAGGAGCUUCAUUGGACAUUUCAGCAACGGAAUGCGGAGAGCCGUCGAUUGGAACUGGAUGCCACCCGCCCACCAAUCGGACACACUCAGAUGGUGAAGAUUGCGCACGACCUGCAGCAGCUGGUGAUGACAGGGAAGGAGGAGCUCAUUCACCGCUUCCACUCGACAAGGAAGCUCACCGAAACGGUGACAGGGGAUACACUCCCCUUCAUUUUGUCGGUGGCAAUGAGGGGCACCCGAGCACAACAAGCCCACGACCUGCUUCGCAGCUUGACGGGCAGUGCAGCUCUUCGUUUGGUGGGGGUUCGGAUCCGCGGCGAGCGCAUGAACUUGCAACCACUCGCCCAGCACAUCGCAAAGAUGGCGGCAGCUCUUCGGCGCUAA